UGUAAGAAAAACCUCGAUACCCCACGAUAGUAAUAUUGGACCUGGCCAAUCUACUGUUUCCCUGGUUUUGACAGAAAUGUUCCAUGCUUUGGAAGAGCACGUGUGUAAAAAUUGGAUAAAAAUGAAUUACACUGAUGAAGAGAAACGAAAGGCGAAAAUGUAUUUUUUUGAGAAAAGUGGAAUUCCAGGCGUAAUAGGUUGCAUUGAUGGGACACAUAUUAAAAUCGUUGCCCCAAAAAAGGAUCUUCAACACCUUUACUAUAACCGGCAAGGGUACUUUAGCUUAAACGCGAUGAUAGUCUGUGAUAACGCUCUGAGGAUUCGUUACAUCAAUGCAAGAUAUCCUGGGGCAACGCACGAUGCUACGGUUUUCAAUAUGUCUUCUUUAAAACCCCAAUUAGAAGAUGACUACCGCAGGGGUGAAAGGAAUUUAUUAUUAGGUGACGCAGGAUAUGCUUUACAGCCGUAUAUGCUUACUCCAUUCCGGAACACCGAUGACGGAUCAGUGCAGGGUAUAUUUCACAAAAGGCAUGCAAAAGCUAGGAAUAUUGUGGAAUGCACGAUUGGGGUGUUCAAAAAUCGGUUUAGGUGUUUGUUAGGUGCUCGUGCGCUGCACUAUGAGCCAAAGAAAGCCACCCAAAUAAUAAACGUUUGCGUAGCACUGCACAAUAUAUGCAUUUUUUACAAUGUUGAGUCUUCGAAUGAAGAAAUUUAUGAUAGCCAAGACCCAGAAAACUAUGAAGAUCAAGGUGACAUCAAUGUUCAAGCUGGCCAUAUAAAUCAAGAAGCCGUAGAAAUAAGAAAUAACAUUUUACAACAUAUGCGACUUCAGUCUUAAAUCUUUUUUUUAU
Molecule: messenger RNA, 851 nt
Organism: Rhagoletis pomonella (apple maggot)
Lineage: Eukaryota; Metazoa; Arthropoda; Insecta; Diptera; Tephritidae
Product: putative nuclease HARBI1
Exons: 3
Coding region: 77-838 (253 amino acids)
Source: RefSeq, a predicted model, not a curated record